Mesocestoides corti is the source of this 3429-nucleotide messenger RNA. The record is from the annotation of a GenBank genome assembly. NCBI's taxonomy places the organism in Eukaryota, Metazoa, Platyhelminthes, Cestoda, Cyclophyllidea, Mesocestoididae.
AUGCAGUUUAACAGCCCAGACAAUCAGCGCACAGAGUCACAGGUAUACACACCACCCGUUUAUAUGCGACAGCAAGGUCCUGUUCGAUAUGGCGUUGACUCUCAUAUCCUAUCUUCACAACAAUCAUCACCCCAACAGUCUCAUCAGGUGUAUACACCUUCGUAUCCACAAUUACAUUAUCCUGUUGCCAACGCCUAUGGGCAUGGAGGUGCGCGUCAAAGCUACGGUGGUGGAGGUUUCUUUGCUUUUGGAGGUCCAGGACCCGAUUAUCGACCUUCUAUGCGGUCACCACGGGGUUUCGGGGGUCGAGGUCGAUUUACUCGUCCGGCCUCUCAAAACAAGGGCAGUCAUUCUGACUCUGUUGAUGCCAUCCACCACUACUGUGAUGUUUGCAAAGUCAGUUGCAUAGGAAAACAAUCUUAUGAUGCACAUUUGGCCGGACAAAAACACAAGAAGAAGGCUCUGCAGCAGUCAAAUGACCUACUGGAUUGCCCAUCAACUCUCUACUACUGCGAAAUUUGUAAAGUCAGCUGUUUUGGCCGUGAACCCUAUGACGCUCAUUUGUGCGGCCAGAAGCACAAGCGCAACGCCACUGCUCUUAUGAGUGGUAAGGUCAUAAGCGCCGACGAGAUGGCCGCAGAAUACUUCUGUGAGGUCUGUAGUAUUGCUUGCAGAGGAAAGUGCUCCUUUGAUGCACAUUUAGUCGGCUCCAAACACCUGAAAAAACUCCGAGCUACAGCAUCUAACCCUUCUGAAUACAGAUGACAGAAGCAUAAGACUAACCUUGCGAAACUCGAAAAGGGUGAAGCAUCGCUGCAGGCAUUUGUGUGUGACAUCUGCAACAUGGACUGUCGCAGUGAAGCAUCCUAUGCAUCUCAUCUUGACGGGCAGAAACACCGGAAAAAUCAAGCCAAACUACUGAACAACGGCCUGUCCUCGUACUUGUCCGAAGUCUGUGAUAUUGGCUGUGGUAAUCAGGGUUUGUAUGACAAUCUCUUGAUUGAUCAGACGUUUGUGGGCGGUGCGUCGGGAUCUGAAAGGGGCGACACUGGAGUGUAUUUGUAUGACGAAUGGGAACCUGGCUACUGCUCACAGGAGUCGUAUGAAUCACAAAUGUGUAGCCACACGCACAGGACAGACGAACCGAGGCUGGUGUAUCCCGAGUCCUUUGUCCCAUUCACUGCAAACUAUGACUGCACUGCACACAUGGGUGGCCAGAAGCAUUUAGAAAGUGUGAACUGGAAGGCGCAAGGUGAGAGCGGUGAAAAUGCCUUGUCGUCGGUCAAGACUAACGAGCUAAGCUGUCCGUUGUGCAACAUCAAGUGCACCGGUGUUGACACCUACAAAACCCACCUGACUGGCAGGCAGCACCAACGGGCCGUGAAGUUGCAGACUGAGCUCGGCAAGGCCAUUCCUGACUGUGAUGCAGUCGCUAUUAACGCGGAGAAGGCUGCGGCUGCGGCUGCAUCGUCGCAGAGUGCUCACGCGAAGAAGAAACGCUCCUCUAACUCCGCUCGCAUCGAUUCCACAGAUGUUGACGCCUCGAUAUCGGAUGACUGCAUUGAGGAAGUAAAGAAUGGCAAAUCCUCGGUCUUCUGCUGCCGUGUGUGUGAUUGCAAUUUCAGCGACGUCAACGCAAAGAGUCUUCACCUUAAGGGCAAGAAACAUCAGUCAGCGUUGCGAAAACUCCGAGGUGCAGGUGAUUCAGUGGCGACAACAAGCACCAGCGGCCGUCCGCAAGUUCGCCAGUUGUCUCCUGCGGCCGCCGUCGCACGAGCCGCGAUGCCGCCACCGUUGCCACAACAGUCAUUCUUUGGAAAUCCUCGCAUCCCCGGACAAACCUCAUCCCGCUUCUUCCGUCCCCUUGCCGUUUUCGUGCCGCCCGGCCAGCAGGCGCAGCAGAUCGGUCUGCCUUCGCACAUGCUCGCCGACGAGCGCUACAUGCAGACCAAACUGAGGGAGAUUUUGCCCUCGGAGCAGGAGAAUUCGAUUAUGAAGUUGGCUGUCGCCUCAGUUGAGUCUGCUCUUGGACGUAUUCUGCGGGCUCAAGCGAGUGACGACGAAAGGAACCAACCACGAAGGGGAACUCGCCUACCAAAGGGGGCAGAAGGAUUCGAGGCGGUGAUUGGUCAGCGCGAUGUCGAUGGGGUCAAGGUUCAAGCCCCCACCCAUGACAGCGUUCGUCCAUUGAGUGGCGUUUUCAGGGUCGGAGCUCUGGCCAGCGGGCUCCUUUUGCGGGGACAGCACACCGCCGAGAUGGUGCUUGUGCUGGAGAAGCUUCCACCAGCGCAUUACCUGACGGAAGUUGCCGAGGAACUGGAGGAGUUGCUUAAGGAGUCCUGCAAAGAUCACGUAGUUAUAGUGGCAACCAUUGAUGGGGCCCUCGUGGUCCACGUCACUCCAAGCACGCUGAAAGAGUCCGCUUCAGCCAGCACCGCCGGUGCCGCCCCCAUCGCGGUGUCAGUGCGCGUCCGUCUCACUUCGACGCAGAUACUGGGCAACAAAGUCCGCCCAAGCUAUCCCCUUAACGCAGUUCCUGAGUCUGUUAUGGCCAAGGUAUUUAAACGUGUACCGUCCAAGCCACCACCCUUCCCCGGUGCAAAAGCUGAACUCAAACGAGCCGACGGCGGUGACGCUGACAGCGAUCAUGCCGAUGCCCACCUCGAUGAUCUUGAUGAUGAUGAUGGUGGUGAUGAUGAUGAUCGAGUCAGAAAAGCGCUUCUCUGCAGCGGUCUCUCAAAAGAGCUGUGCAUAGACGCGCUUACUGACGUGAGACGAGCCCUCUGGCUUCAGGAUGCCCUGGCACAGCACCCAGCCGUGGGCAAUGUCGUCAACGUGGCGCGUGUCUUCAGCAGUCUCAUUCGUGAAUCACAGCCUUGCCAAUGGGGCAAAAUCCCAGAUUACGUCCUGUUGGUUCUUCUGGAGCGCCUCUCCUUCAUGGACCUCCCCCCAGUCUUCCAGGGUGGACCGCCGAAGCUGCGUGCAGGACUGCUUCUUCGGCGUUUUCUGGAGUCCCUGUCGGCAGGCAUCUUGAUGUCGCCGGGUGGCGAGCUGCACACCCUCCGAGACCCCUCGACCAUCACGCACACGCUGCCCUUUCCAGAGGCUCGUCUCCUUCCCGUGACACCACUGCUGGCUGACAUGAGCCCCGAGGACCGCGAGAAGGCCACCUUUGCGGCUCAAACAUGCCUCCGGCUGGUCUCUUUUAGGCAGAUCUUUAAGGUGCUUAACGUGCCCAAAUUCAUUCCAACGCCACAGAGGUCCUCGUCCAGCGACGUUCCGAAGAACGGGGUUGCCGCGAAGCGAAAGUCGACCGUCGAGAAUGCGUCCCUGGAUGAUGACGACGACGACGAGGAUGGCGUGGUCGGUGUGUGUCCAAGUUCAGACGGGCAGCCAAUCCCAAUGGCCGGCUCGUCUUUGGCCAGUUAG